Penicillium vulpinum is the source of this 2274-nucleotide messenger RNA. RefSeq lists its product as uncharacterized. The transcript has a single exon. The coding region runs from base 1 to 2274 and encodes 757 amino acids. The record is from RefSeq and is a predicted model, not a curated record. NCBI's taxonomy places the organism in Eukaryota, Fungi, Ascomycota, Eurotiomycetes, Eurotiales, Aspergillaceae.
AUGGCGAUAUGGCCCUUUAAUCGCAAGAGCAAGCGGCACACAAUCCAAGUGACCGGUGCCGAAGCUGCUGACCUUCACUCUUCGUUUGCCGAACCUACUGUUGAGCCCACCUUGGGCCGCAAAUCUUCCAAACGACAAAGCAACCGGACGUCACGGGCGGAGGCUACGGACAGCCGGCGUAGCUCGGCACGAGGACUGCCAAAUCGACCUGUCUCAUCUCUAGACCGCUCUGCUUCCCUCACCGACCAGUCACGGAACCCUCCACGCGACCCGCCACUCUCAAGAACAGGUUCCCUGCUGAGGCGGAAACCAAGCCAAAAUGCAAAUGUUCCGAAUAAACUACGGCGAAAGCUGAGCAAGCGCAAAGCAAACGAGAUCAUGCGCGAGCGUGAAAUUCGUCUUCUCUCCUCCACCCCCAUCGAUAUCCCUCAUCAUACGACAACUGCCAGUGCAGAUUAUGCACUGGAAAAACGCCGCCGAAAGGCAAAUGGUAGGCGUGCCGACCGGUAUAUGUCUGACAUCAGCCUCUCUAUCCGUGACUCCGCCACAUCCUCUACGUCCGACAUGUCCGACCCAUACACUUACAAAGUCAACGCUUUUGCCGCCUUGACCCCACGCCCCAUCGUUCGUUACGUGGAAGCACCUCGCCUGCAGACCGCCAGAAGCACUAACCAACCCGUCCCUGCCCGACAGGACAAAGAUAGGCUUCAGGGCCUGACCAUGUCCGACCAGGAUUUCUAUUAUUCUAAGCGACGAGUCAAUGAACUCGCUGACUCAUUAGAUGCCGGGGCCUUGAGAGAGCUGCUGGACCGUGAUCGUCGCCGCCGGGAGAAGAGACAGGUCGACGAGCAGGAACGACUUCGGCGUAAACUGCAAGAGAGGGCUGAUGCUCAACAGGCAGAGGAACAAAAGGUCCAGGUCGCCACCGAGCCCGUCCCCGAGCCUGUACCGGAACCCGAAACCGAAGUCGCUCAACCAGAGCCGUCCGUGGCUAAAGUCGCUGAACCUGAGAACUUUGUCUCGAACGAAGAGACCACCGCCCCUCAAGUUGAUGAACCAAUGGCUGUCGUACCGGAGCAUGGAUCGUGGUUGCUGGGAGCUUCCAAGGGCAGCGAGAACACUGGACGCGAAUCACGGGAAAGCUCUCACGCAGUGAGCAAUAUCGAUGAUAGUUCUGUUCGUGAGCGGAGAUUGGCUCAACGCCCCAGCUUCGCCCUGUCACACGACAUUACCAUGUCCCGGACUACUCUUUCCCCAUCCCAAUCAUCAGUUCGACAUGGGCUAACUAGCCCAAGCCAUUCGCAAACCUGUGGGUCGGAUAUCUCUAGAGGAGUUGACUCUGAACGCCGACUUUCCGAAACCAGCGGCCGCCGGGGCAAUACCAUCACUUCCCUGUUCAGGCGUGGUUCUUCGCGCCUCAAGCGGACAUACAAAGAGCGAUUCCACGACAGUACCCCGGAAGUCUCCAACGCCUCGCAUGAAUCUUUCUACAAAAUUCACACUCAAUCAUCACCUCCUCCACCCUCGAUUAUCCCUCCGAGAAUUCUAAUGCCCACUGGGACCCUGAUGCGCUCCCAAUCCAAGUUCACCGAACACUUUGGCGAUGAACCCCUGUCGCCUCCUGAUUCCCGCCUACAGUCGCCAGAUAUCCCGGAAGAAGUUCUCCCGGAAGAGGUUCUGGAGCCAUCCCUCGAGAGGGAUGAGACUUUCUUGCGUGAACCAACACCCAGCCCCGGCGUGGACAUCAAAAAUCCGAACCGAAGCCACCAUCGGUCGUGGGCUUCCGAUAGUAUUGACACCGAGGCCGACAACGUGCCACUUUCUCAAUCUCUGGCUUCGAUUGAUUCCGAGGGAUCUUGGAUGUCAGGUCAGUUUUUCCGCCGGAUGUCACAAAAGCCCAGCAGCCCAGUUCGGUCGAAUUUGAACUCAUUUGGCCGAGACUCGGUGGAACCCCCGGCAGAUGCCCUAGAAGAUGUUGAAUCGCUAGAUGAGUCCCGCCGUCAAAGCAGCAACAUCCUUGGUGAGCCAGAGCUUGAAACGGAAGCCGCAGACAGCUCGGCAAGCAACCUUGCUGAAAGAUGGCACAACGAAGUCGGCCGCCGCGCUGUUCUGGUGAACCCGGUGGUCCGUCCUAAGUCCACGCAAGGACUUCUUAGAGGAUACUCUUCAUUGACGCCCAUCUCCGCAGAGGAAGAUUAUAUUGUGGCGGAGACAACUCCCUCGGAACUGCAGCGCAUCCCUAGCGCGAAAGCCGAAAUUGGUUAUGCCGAAUAG